GACCACCAGCGAAUCCCAACUGUUGUAUGUUUUUUGUUCUUUUAUUUUCUUUUUAUCUUCUAUCAAUUCCACCCCUCUCUUUCCAGAGUCAGCCCCCUUCGUUUUACCAGCCUCUUGAUUUCUCAGGACCAAUGAGACUAAGUUCGCUAAUCAAAUAUGUACUAGUACUAUGUAUUUCGACACGUGAUAUCAUUGAAAUUACACCAGAGCAAAUCGAAAAGAAAGAGUCUCCAAGAGUAGGCAUAUUUCCAAAAUGAUGCGGAGGAUUGACCCUGCGCUAUUCAGCGACUCCAACCGCCUAUUACCCGACAACCUCAUCAACAUCUUCCGUGUAGAUGACAAGACAGUGGUCAAACUCUGUGAGCCGAACCGCCUCGCUGAAGCUGAGGCUCUUCGUUUCGUUCGAGCACAUACAAAAGUCCCGGUUCCGGAGGUUUAUGACUCCUAUGUUGAUGAAUCCAUAAACCGCGGGGUAAUUGUCAUGGAAUACGCCAAUGGGGAAGUCCUCUGUGAUGUUUGGGAAGACAUGGAUGAUGGCCAGCGUCAGAACAUCAUAGACCAAUUGAAACGAUACAUGGAGGAGCUACAUCAAAUCAAGGGUGACUUCAUCGGUUCUGUCGAUGGAACUGCUUGCGAAGACCCGAUCUUUUGUGCAGACCUCGGUGGAUUUGGGCCUUACAAAACAGAACACGAGUUUAAUGAGGGCUUGAUCCGAGCUAUGAAACUGUCCCAAGAAAACUCAUGGGUGGAUCAUAUUGCUAAAUUCAUUAGAGCUCUGCCUAGUCAUAAUAUUGUUCUCACCCAUUCGGACAUCUCACCACGAAACAUUAUCGUGAGAGAUGAUCAGGUUGUCGCCAUUAUCGACUGGGAAAUGGCCGGAUUCUACCCUUCAUAUUGGGAGUAUGUUAAGGCGUUGUAUUACCCAGACUGGGAAAGUCGUUGGAUAGCUGAGGGCACGGUUGACAAGAUAUUGCAACCAUAUUAUCUCGAACAUGCUGCACUCAUGCACAUAUACAAACCGGCCUAA
Talaromyces stipitatus ATCC 10500 is the source of this 1027-nucleotide messenger RNA. RefSeq lists its product as uncharacterized. The record is from RefSeq and is a predicted model, not a curated record. NCBI's taxonomy places the organism in Eukaryota, Fungi, Ascomycota, Eurotiomycetes, Eurotiales, Trichocomaceae. The transcript has 2 exons. Bases 254 to 1027 code for a protein of 257 amino acids.